CUUUGUUCUGUCACUGACGUCUCACCGGUACCAUCCAGCGGACUGCUGGUACAUCUUCAUCUUCAGGCCGACUGUCUUCGUCCAUCACCGGCCUGACGACGAGCCGCUGACAGCUGGACCGGAACCGGCACCGCCUGUUUAGGCUAGCAUGGACCGGACUCGGAGCUCGUGACACGGAGCCCACCGGCCUCGGAGGACGCGGUGUAGGGUCAGUAGGGACGUUCGAGUUUCUGAGCGGCGGUUCUUGACGUGAAGUCCAAUGUCAGCAUCAAGGAGAACCGCUUAAAGCACCGCCUCUGUCCCCCUACGCCCCCCCACCCCAGCCCAGCCGAGCUGCGGGAUGAGCAAAAGCGCCUGACCGCCGUGUGGGGGGGCUGCUGGCGGGAACACGCUCGGAUGUUUGCCUGAGACUCCGUCAUUGGGCCGGACCGUGCACGCGGAGGGAGUCCGGACAGAUGAGCUGGUUCCGGGGGGAGGAUGUGAAGAUGGGCCCGCUGCUGGCGCUCGUGUGGCUCGUGAGCGGCUUCGUGCACGGCGUGCACGGUCAGGGCGUGUACGCGCCACCCACCGUUCGCAUCGUGCACUCCGGCCCGGCGUGCAGCGUGGAGGAGGAGCGACACAAUGAGCGUGUUUACACCAUCCGAGAAGGAGAAACACUGGAAGUACUUUGUCUGGUCACUGGACACCCCCGCCCUCAGGUACGUUGGACUAAAACGGCAGGCGGCGCUUCAGAGCGUCAAGGCGAGUCUUCGCCACACAACGAAACUUUGAAGAUUGAAAACAUUGAUCGCCACCAGGGAGGGCGCUACUACUGCAAGGCAGACAACGGAAUGGGAUCGCCAGCCAUUCGAUCCAUACGAGUGGACGUCUACUUUCUGGAUGACCCGCUGAUCACGGUGCAUCAGAGCGUGGGCGACGCCAAGGAGCUCUUCUACUUUGAGAGGACCGUCUUCCUGCGCUGCGUCGCCACCUCCAACCCCCCGGUGCACUACACAUGGCGGCGAGGCCGAGAGGUUCUAUCGCAGGGUGUGGACGCCGGCGUGGACAUCUACGAACCCUUUUUCACACAGGGUGAGACAAAGAUCCUGAAGCUGAAGAAUCUUCGUCCUCAAGACUAUGCCAACUACACUUGCAUCGCCUCAGUCAGGAACGUGUGCGCCAUUGCAGACAAGAGUGCACACUUUAGUCUCAACAACAGGACAGGUGCGCACGUGGAUGUCUGUCCAACGUGCACAAGGUCAUUGCUGGUUUGUUUGUUUUCUCCACCAGCCCCUCCCUCCAUUAAGCUCCUCCUGGACGACCCCCUGGUGGUGAACCCGGGGGAGACGGUCACGCUGGUGUGUGUAGCGUCCAGCGGGACGCCUCCUCCCACGCUGCAUUGGGUGAGGCCCGGGGGAGAAGAUCUCCCGAAGAGAAGCGUGAUGAAGGGCGGCACACUGACCAUUCCCACCGUCACCGUUGAGGAUGGCGGCGCUUACAGCUGCGUGGCGUCCAACAACGUGGGAAAUGCCGCCAGGAAGUCUACCAACAUUCUGGUCAGAGGUCUUCGCAAAGCACGCUUCUGGAUCACGCCGGACCCGUAUCACAACGAUGACAACAUUCAGAUCGGGCGUGAGGUGAAGAUCAGCUGCCAAGUGGAGGCCACUCCCCCUGAAGAGCUACAGUUUGGCUGGCUGAAGAACGGGCGGCCACUGAGGAGCUCCGAGCGGAUGGUCAUUACCCACACGGAUGCCGAAGUGUCGCCGGGCGUAACCAACCUUGACAUCAUCGACCUCAAGUUCACCGACUUUGGCACGUACACGUGCGUGGCGUCACUAAGGGAUGGAGGAAGUCCUGAGAUCAGCAUCGACGUCAACAUCUCUUCCACCACAGUUCCUCCCGAGCUCAGCGUCCCCAGGGGGCGCUCUCACAUCAUCGCUCAGGAGGGCGACACGGUGGAGCUGCAGUGUUUGGUGUCGGGCAAACCCAAGCCGAUCGUCCUGUGGUCCCGCCUGGAGGAGACCCCGGCGGCCACACCUUACGCAGCCGACGCCUCCACCCAGACAGAGAGCUACGAUGGCGUGCUGAGGCUUGGCAACGUGACACGAGAGAUGGGUGGGACUUACUGCUGCCAGACCAGCCAAUACAAUGGCUUCAACGUCAAGCCCAGACAGGCGCUCAUCCAGCUGGUGGUGCAGUUUCCUCCCGUGGUGGAGCCUGCCUUCUCGGAAGUCCGCCAGGCUCUGGGGCGGGCCUUUAGCCUGACGUGCCGGCUGCUCCGUGCACACCCGGCCCGCCUACUACGCUACGAGUGGAAGCUGGGGUCCCGCCUUUUGACUGUGGGUCAGUUUGACGACGACCAGGACGACACGCACUAUCAUGUGCGCGCUCUCAACCGAGAAGGCUAUGGCGAGUACACAUGUGACAUCAGCAAUGAGGCAGGAGCCGGGCGCUGCACCUUCCUGGUUACAGGGAAGGCGUACCCUCCAGAACUGUAUUACGACACGCAGGGGGCCCUUUGGCAGAACCAGCCUCAGGCUUACGGCUUCAAGCUGCAGUGGACUCAAAUGGAGCCCAGUGGGGUGGAUCGCAUCCUGGCCUACAGGCUGGGCAUCAGACAGGUGCCUCCAUGCUUUCCACAGGUCACGUCACCCUUUCUUCAGGAAGUGGGUGGGGCUUGUACAAAAGUCUUGUGUGUGAUGUGCAUGUGUGUGUGUGAGGUGGGACAGUCGCGCUGGUGGGAGCAGGAGAUCACCAUGGAGGGAAGCAUCCACAAGGGGGAGCUGCUGACAUACAACCUGACUGAACUGGUCAAGCCCGAGUCCUACCUGGUCCGCCUCACGCCCAUCACCCGCUACGGUGAGGGCGACGCCACCGAGCGCAUCAUCGCCUAUAGCCCCCCAGUGAAUCCACACCUCAGGGAGUUCCAGUGUGGUUUCGAGGAAGAGGCCUUGUGUCUGUUCUCUCAGGACAAAAGUGACGACUUUGACUGGACACGUCACAGUGCGGCGUCACGUGACACCAAAUACACACCAAACACUGGACCCAGUGCUGACCACGGCGGCUCCAAGCAAGGCUUCUACAUGUACAUCGAGACAUCCAGGCCGAGACUGGAGGGCGACAAGGCCCGCCUCCUGUCACCCUCUUUCAACAUGGGCUCCAGAAGUGGCGCCACCUACUGCUUGGCCUUCUACUACCACAUGUACGGGAAGCACAUAGGAGCACUCAACGUCCUCCUGCGUCAGAAAGGUCAGACAGCGACAGACGCGUCAGUGUGGAGUCAAAGCGGGAACCAAGGCGACCGUUGGCGACGAGCCGCCAUCAGCAUCCGCCCCACUGCAGCUUUCCAGGUGGUGAUGGAGGGCGUGCGUGGCGCAGGCAUUGAGGGAGACAUUGCCAUCGAUGAUGUCACCAUAGAGGAGGGUGAAUGCAAAGAUCCUCCACCCAACAACCUGAGGUCGCUGGCCCCACUCUGCUCACCCUGUUUAUGGUGGCUGGGUAUAACGUUGAGCUUGAUUCUGAUUGGCCGACAAAGGUGACCCCACGGCCUCAGACUCCUUUGAGCCCGCCCUUCCCGCUCCCCCAAACAGUGCUGUCAUGGCUGCACGUAGAUCCCACCCACCAAUGAUGUCACGACAGGGCACCGUCUUCAGUGGGCGCGGCAACCAGGUGACAUUAAGUGCCUUCAUGCUCCUGGAGGAAACACAGUCAGUUGUCACCACAGCAACAAGAGUGGGACAUCACAGCGGACGUGCAGGAGCACUGCGUGUUACUGUGUUUUUCCAAAUAAAAGGCUCUACAGUGUGGAGUUGAUUUUUAAAGAAGCACAAAAAGACAGGAACGUUCUAGAAGUCCUUUUGACCAAGAUGUGGAACACUUGAGGAACUUCCUGUUUAUUUUUCCUUCAGCAUGUUUAACGACAAGCUCCGCCUCCACAUUACAAUAAAACCUUUUUUGUUAA
This is a messenger RNA of Dunckerocampus dactyliophorus (ringed pipefish), 3940 nucleotides long. It is a transcript of the gene mdga2a, whose product is annotated as MAM domain containing glycosylphosphatidylinositol anchor 2a. Bases 456 to 3518 code for a protein of 1020 amino acids. Gene Ontology annotation, molecular function: axon guidance receptor activity; protein binding. Gene Ontology annotation, biological process: homophilic cell-cell adhesion; synapse organization. The record is from RefSeq and is a predicted model, not a curated record. Gene Ontology annotation, cellular component: neuronal cell body; axon; plasma membrane. The transcript has 15 exons. NCBI's taxonomy places the organism in Eukaryota, Metazoa, Chordata, Actinopteri, Syngnathiformes, Syngnathidae.